Molecule: messenger RNA, 2067 nt
Organism: Guillardia theta CCMP2712
Lineage: Eukaryota; Cryptophyceae; Pyrenomonadales; Geminigeraceae
Exons: 9
Coding region: 1-2067 (688 amino acids)
Molecular function (GO): protein binding; glycosyltransferase activity
Source: RefSeq, a predicted model, not a curated record
AUGGCGAUAUCAAGUGUCGGCAGAGCUUUUCUCUCCUUGCUCGCUCUCUUGUUGCACUUAGCUCAGAUCUCGGCGGAAGAGAAAGUCCAGGACGAGACCUCCGACCCUGCUGAGCUUCUCGAGCGAGGAAAGCUGUGGUACUUUGAAGCAGCAGCCUCCAGGAGCGAGGCUCAAGCCUUGUGGUCCAUGAGAUACCUCAAGAAGUGCAUCUCCGAGCUUGAGAGACCCUCCUCCUCCUCCUCCUCCUCUCCCGAUCAUUCCAACAAACAUUGGAGGAGACGAGACCUACACGCCUCUAGGACGAGGCUUGCAGCAGCAUACUACUACCUGGGAGCGAACCUCCGAAUGCUGGAGAGGAACGAGGAAGCGCGAUCGGCGCUGCAUCAAGUCAAGAUGAUGAUGCCCAAGUCUCUUGCUACACACGCACAGCUCGGGGCCUUGGAGGAAGAGCUUCAUAACUGGACAGCAGCAGAGGAGGCGUAUGAAGCCUGGAGCAUGCUCGCACCGCGCACUGUCAAGGCUCUGAACGCGUUAGGAUGGGUCAAGUUCCGCGCGGGUAAGUCACAGGAGGCAGUCGGCUUGUUCAUGCAGGCAGCGCGACUGCGUCCCGAUGACCCUGAGACUUUCUACACGCUCGCUCGAGGUGCGGAGCUCUACGGAGGCGAAUCGACAGAGUUUUACAGUGCGAGUGUGGUACCCAACUUCACGAGAGCGUACUGGUUGUCCUCCAAAUCGUGGGCGAGUCGAAUGUGCAAGCGGCUGGAUAACAGCAGGCCUGAGGACCCGACUAGGUGUGAGGAGCCUGCAGUUGUAGAGCGCUGGAGAGAGGAGAAGCAUAACCGCAUCACCUCUGUCGCCACCCUGAGCGCUGGAGGGUUUGAUUACGGAGCAGAGGAGGAGGCGACGUCAGACAGCUUUGAGCCGGGCAAGGAGGCGAUAGGCCGAGCAGCCUUCGAGUGGGGGAGGAGGCAGAAGUACAGGGAGCGAGAGGUUGUACACGUCACGCUCAGAAACGUCUACGUGAGCGGCAACGACGCGGUGAUAUGGGAUGAGGAGGGCCGAGUGUACGCGACCCAUCAAGGUGUUCAGAUCCCAUUGUACGCGAACCUCCCCAGUGCUCGAUGCCCUCCGGCCAACAGCUCAACCCCGAGGCUGAGCGAGACUCUCCUCCUCUCGCUCGCCUUCGGCCCUGGGUUCUAUCACUGGCUGGUGGACGCCAUGCCUCGAGCGUGUCUCGCCCUCCCCCGCAUCUCUCCCUCCUCCACUGUGCUGGUGCCUUCCGACUACGGUGCCUUCCACUCCUUCAUCCUCGAGCUCCUCCGCCUCCUGGGCAUCCCCCGUGAGAGGAUCACUCCCUACAACAUCGUGGCGCAGCAUCAGGGGGAGGAAGAAUCCUCCUGCGCUCGCGUGUGGGUGGAGAAGCUUCAUGUGGUCGACUGGAGGAAGGGAGCGGAGGACACACGCCUCGACACUCACCAUCUUCCUCCCCGUCACGCCAUGAGGAGCCUGCGAGCGACUAUGCUGACCCGUCUCGGACUCCUUGACGUGGACCAGGCGGGUAGAUGGCCGCACGUGAUGAUUUACGUCACGCGACGAAAGUCGCAAGACCGACGGGUGGCGAACGAGGAGGAAGUGAAGCGAACGAUGGAGGAGGAGAACUCAUUGCGUCUUCCUCUCGUCCUUCACUCAGACGCUCCUCGUUCUCCCUCCAUGAAAGAGACGGUUGAGAAGUUUUCAAGAGCUCUCGUGGUGGUCGGCAUGCAUGGAGCAGGACUCGCCAACGCCAUCUUCGCUCAGGAUGGGACCCACCUGGUCGAAUUCUCCCUCGCAGAGCCCGGAACGUAUGAUCCUCUUGCUGCUGCUGCUGCUGCUGCUGCUGCUGCUGCUGCUGCCCUUGCUGAGCCGGGAGCGCAUUGCUACGCGCAUCUGGCCAUGGCGAUGGGGUUCGUCUACUGGCAGGUCGGGCUCAAGGACGGGGACAGCGCUCAUGGUCGCCGGUACUCGCAUGUGUCGGCGGAAGAGCUCAGGUCUGUUCUCCAGCGGAUCCCCAGGAGAAACCCCAGCUGA